Apis laboriosa (Himalayan honeybee) is the source of this 657-nucleotide messenger RNA. RefSeq names its product secreted RxLR effector protein 161-like. The coding region runs from base 1 to 657 and encodes 218 amino acids. Lineage: Eukaryota; Metazoa; Arthropoda; Insecta; Hymenoptera; Apidae. The record is from RefSeq and is a predicted model, not a curated record. The transcript has a single exon.
AUGUAUUUGUCAGUGGGCACUAGACCAGACAUAACAUUUGCAGUAAACAAAGUCAGUCAAUAUUUAGAAAAAUCCAAUAAAAUUCACUGGAAUGCAGUAAAGAGAAUUUUUAAGUAUCUAAAGGGAACAACAAAAUACGGUAUUCAUUAUUCAACUCAACAGAAUAAUCAUAUUAAAGCAUUCAGCGAUGCAGAUUACGCUGGAGACACUGAAACGAGGAAGUCCACUACUAGUUUUGUAUUAAAACUAGGCGAUUCCGCAAUAGCUUGGGGGUCAACACGACAGCAAACAGUAGGUCUAUUCACUACUGAAGCCGAAUACAUAGCAGUUAGUCAAACUGUAAAAGAGAUCAUAUGGAUGAAAAGUUUGAUUAAUAAUCUAGUCAUGUUCAAGAACAUUACAACGACUCUUUACGUGGAUAAUUUGAGCGCAAUCAAGCUUAUUAAAAAUCCAGAAUUUCAUCGAAAAAGUAAGCAUAUUGACGUGCGUUAUCACUUUAUACGAAACAAAUUUAAGGAGAAGGAGUUUCUUCUGCAACAUAUAGCAUUGAAAGAUCAGCAGGCAGACUUAUUAACAAAACCUCUAAGAAGAACAAUAUUUGAAAUACAAAGAAAUCGAUUGAAUAUCAAGAGUAUCGAAGACAUGAUAGACACAUAG